AUGAUCGACUUUACAGUUAUAUCUGGCGCGAAAAACGAAGAUGCUCUAUGUUAUUUAUUAGAAAUAGAUAAUGAAGUGAAAAUACUACUUGACUGUGGUUGGAGCGAUGAAUUUAAUUUAGAAGAUUUGAAGCAUUUGAGAAGAGUUGCUAGACAAGUUGAUGCCUUGCUGCUUUCUCAUCCUGAUCUGCCUCAUCUAGGUGCCUAUCCAUAUGCAUUUGGCUACUUUGGUCUUCAUUGUCCCGUUUAUGCAACGGUUCCUGUCGUUAAUAUGGGUAGAAUGUGCAUGCAUGAUAUUUAUCAAUCAAAAGUUAACGAAACAGAGUUUGAUACUUUUGCAUUGGAUAAUAUUGAUUCAGCUUUUGAGAGAAUUAAUGGUAUAACAAUUACUGCCUAUUCUGCUGGACAUACUAUUGGCGGAACAAUCUGGAAGAUUAAAAAAGAUACUGAAGAGAUUGUGUAUGCAGUUGACUAUAAUCACAAGAAAGAAAGACAUCUAGAUGGAACUGUUUUGCAUAGCAAUGGUGUUGUUUUAGACGCAUUAAGUCGUCCUUCUUUAAUGAUAACCGAUGCUUACAAUUCACUUAUAAUCCAUCCACCAAGGAAAUCGCGUGAUACUGCAUUAUUUGGAUCAGUAUUAUUACCAACUGAUUCAUCAGCACGCGUAUUGGAGUUGGCUUAUCUUUUAGAUCAACAUUGGGCUUUUCAUCAGUUGUCAUAUCCACUUAUCUUGUUAACUCAUCAAAGUUACCGUACAAUCCAGUACACUAAAAGUAUGCUAGAAUGGAUGGGUGAUGCUAUCAAAAGACAUUUUGACACAAAAAGAGAAAACCCUUUUGAAUUUAGGUAUCUAAAAUUAUGUCAUAGAUAUAAAGAUCUUGCAAAAUAUCCGGGACCAAAAGUGGUACUUGCAAGUAAUGUUAGUUUAGAAACAGGGUUUUCCCGUGAAUUUUUAUUCGAAAUAUCAAAAUCAGAUAUAAAUGCUCUUAUUCUGACUGAUCGUGGACCACCAAAUUCUUUGGCAAGAAAGUUAUAUCAUGAAUGGGAUCGUAAAAGUCAAACAAGUCAAGGAGUUGUCAAACCAGCAGCUGCUUUGGAUUUAACUAUUAACCUGAUGAUUAAUAAAAAAGUUCCUUUAGAAGGUGCUGAGCUUUUAGAAUAUAAAGCAGAACAACGCAAGAAGCAGGAAAGAGAGGCAGCACAGGCAGCGCUUAUAGCCAAAUCUUUGUCAAUAAUUGAAGAAGAUGAGACAGAUGAUGAAGAGUCGGAAGCAGGAGAUACUGACAUGGAGGAAUUAUUAGCAAAACAAUUUGACCUUUAUGUGCGCGAUGCAACAAAAUAUGGAGGUUUUUUUAAACAAACACAAAGUUAUUUGAUGUAUCCAUUUGUUGAAAAAAGGAAAAGAUAUGAUGACUAUGGUGAGAUUAUUCCAUCUGAUAUGUUUAAAAGAGUUGGUGGAUCAAUUGGUACCGAGGGAAUUGGUAUUGAGCCAAUUGGUGAUAGAGAUGAUAUGGGUGGUGGGGAUAAAGAGGAGUUUGAUAAGGACAAUAAUAAUUCUUCUUUGGAUUCCAAUGUUCCAACCAAAUAUGUAUUGUAUGAUGAGGAUGUUACUUUCAAAUGUCAAAUACGAUUUAUAGAUUUGGAGGGAACUAAUGAUGGAAGGUCAUUGAAAACCAUAGUACCACAAGUACAACCUAGAAAAUUGAUUGUUGUACAUGCAUCACAAGAAGCCACGAAAGAUUUUGCUCAAAGCUGUUUAGCUCUGGAAUCAAUGACCAAAGACAUUUAUACUCCAGAUGUUGGAGAAACUUUGAAUGUUUCGGCUGCAAUAAAUUUUUAUCAAGUCAAAUUGACUGAUUCAUUAAUCAGUUCAUUGAAUUUUUCAAAGCUUGAGGAUUAUGAUAUAGCAUUCAUAACAGGAAAAAUUUCAUUUCCACAAGACUAUUCCCUCCCUAUAUUAGAUGCUAUACCAAUAGAAGAAAACACUAGUAAUAAUAAUCCCAUAUUUGUAGGUGAGGUGAAAUUAUCAGAAUUAAAACGUUUAUUACAAUCUGAAGGUAUCACAGCAGAAUUUAAAGGUGAAGGUGUGUUAGUUUGUAAUGAAAAAGUUGCCAUUAAAAAGACUUCAAAGGGUCAAUUAAUUCUUGAAGGUUCAUUAUCAGAAGAUUAUUAUAAAAUUAGAACCAUAAUAUAUGCACAACAUGCUUUAUUAUAA
Entrophospora sp. SA101 is the source of this 2214-nucleotide messenger RNA. Lineage: Eukaryota; Fungi; Glomeromycota; Glomeromycetes; Entrophosporales; Entrophosporaceae. The record is from the annotation of a GenBank genome assembly.